AUUGACUAAUCCCCCCUAAAAGUUACGUGUUCAAGCCGCCAGCUUGUCACAUAUGGUGUUUCGGAUGCGGGCAAAAUAAGGAGCAAUUAAAAAGACAUACACCUGUUUAAAGGGCUGAUGAGCCUAAGAGACUUUACCUUUAAGCCAGUGAUGAAUAUGGCAAAUUGUGCUGCUAAUCCCUAUUCUUCAGCUGUUCAGCAGGAGGCUGUGAGGGCUGUGUUAAAGAAACAGGAACAGCAAGGUGGCGACUGGUGGAUGCAGUUCCACAACGAUUGGGAGAGAGUCCGCACAUCGAGUGUGGUAAAGGCACCGGAAGUGAGAGAAACUUUGCGGAUGGUAAAGGAGACCGCUGCGGCUGGAUGCAAGCCAGGUGAGCGUUCCAAAGUGCUGCAGGAUCUGAGAGAGUGGCAGCAAAAGUUCAGUGUUACGGUUCCGCAACAGCUGCAAAUGUGGGCGGAAGUAAGGCCAGCAGCUGAGUCUGUAGCUGGUGGUGGUGAGUUGCCAGGAGCAAAGGAGGCUCCUACAAAGUCUUCAGUGAAAGAGACUAAUGUUUUCUGUGUACCACAGAGAGAGCUGUACAGACAGGAUGUCUUGGUGUUACAGCAGUGUAAAGUGAGACAGAUGAAGAGGGAUGACCUAAGCCACAUGGAGGAGCCAUGCUGGAGAUGCCACAGAGUUAGUGAGUGUGUCCCGACCUGUCCAGUGUUAAAGCGGCUAGAAGUGAGAGAGACUUCACAAGUGCCAGGAGAGUCUACUGCGUCUGGAUUCAAAGUCCAGUCUGGCAUAUUUGGCGAGAAUUCAUCCCCAGCGGUUCCACACCGGAGGCCCUGCUACAGGAAUGGUGAGACUAUUCUUAAAGGGGUGGUGGAAAGGGAACAGCAGGCUGGUGGGUUGAAAGACUGCGACUCUUUAUUUACAGGCAAGGUCCGGAGAGACAUUGUUCAGGGAACAGACUUUUCCUUAGUUCGGGACUCAUUAAAUAACAAUGAAGUAUUGCAUGUGGGGCAGUUAUACCAGUUGGGUAAUGUUUAUCCUAUGCAAAAUGUGAUGUUUAAUUUUGCUGAAAAAUGUUCAGAGGUGAAUUCUGAAAGUGUGACUGUGGGGAGUGAAUUAACACCCAUAGAGAAAAGUGUAGGGGUGACCCCUAAAUGUAAUGUUCCCCUAGAGCCUGUGAAGGAGGUUGUUUACAGUGGGAAACAUGUGGAAGCAGAAAGUGAGUGUGUGCAACACAAUAUGAGUGAAAAUUGUGUUGGUAAUUCAGAUGGAGGGUAUCUUAAAGGUGAAGUAAACCUUAAGCCCUGCCCCAUGUAUAACGUGCAAGAGUGGGUGUGCAAGUUUGAGGCUGUGUGCAAAACAGAGUGUACAUAUUGUUUUGGCCCAGGUCACAUAACGGAUAAUUGCCCCUUUAAAAAGUGUGACGAUGCAAGGGUGAAACUAAAGGAGGCAUUUGACCUAUACUUUAAAAGUAAAGACUUGCGUGAGAAAAGUGAUUCAGGUGGGGAUUCCCAGACCACCUACAGUGAACCCUUAGAGACAGAGGGUUGUGUUAAACUCGGUGAGUGUAUGUUGAGUGGCAACCAAACUGAGUGUGUUGUUGAAAAAGAUAACAUGGUAACCAAUGGUGGUAAGCCACAUGGUGUGAAUGUAGAGGAAAGUAAAAUUGAUGUUAAACUUCCUCUUAAGGCUCCAGAUUGUGAGAUUCUGGAUACCCCAGAUCCUGUGUGUGACCCCACUCCAGUUCUACAGGCCGUAGAAGGAGUAUUGCAGACAGAAAGUGUCUGUCAGUGGAUGAGUCCAGUAUGAAUACUCAUAAUGCUGCCAAAUGUGAGUUGCUUGCUACCACUGAGCAUAUAACUGAUUGUGUGUCAGUGUGUGUGACACAAAUCUGUGACCAAGAAAGACACCCUACAGUGGGUAAAUGUAAAAGGCAGAGUGUGCAUGAUUGUGAUGCCAAAGCAUGUGUGUCUGACUGGGUUGAUACAAGUCCAGCCAAAGUAUCUUCCCCAGUUAAUAAAAAGCAGGAGUUGUGUGUGACCACUCCCAUAGCCAUACAUGUGUUGAAUCCCUGUGAUAGAGGUAAUAAGGUUGCCUUAAAGGGUUCAUCCAAGAGCGUUAUACCUUCCAUUGGUGGGGGUAUUCUAAGGAAAACUAAGCCUCUCUGUGCAGGUUCAGGCUUAGUGGCAGAAAGUGUAACUGCAUGUGGUGAAAGUGACUCCCAUGGUUCAGGCAUGAUAACCUGGGGGAGUAAAUUGAAAAACAAAGGCAAACGCAUGGUGAUGCCUGAGCGAGGGUCAAGUAUACAAAGCAGCCUAUGUGUGUACACGGUGAUUGAAACACAUGGGAUGAAUAUGUUACAGGCUACAAAGUGCCCAAGUAUACACCCUGGUGGUCAGGGUGGUGAAAGGCAGCUCCCUAGCCCUUUAUCCACACAAAGAGUGGGGAGUAUAGAGCGAGAAAUCCUUUUAAGAGAAAAAGAAUUUCUAUUAGGGUUUCAAUGUGCUCACCCCUACGGGUUGAAGCAGAGAGGGGGGAUAUGUGGUAGAGUGACUAGGAAAAGGUGGAAAAAGGUCACUCUAGCCUUUAA
Xenopus laevis (African clawed frog) is the source of this 2584-nucleotide messenger RNA. RefSeq lists its product as uncharacterized. The transcript is spliced from 2 exons. The record is from RefSeq and is a predicted model, not a curated record. Lineage: Eukaryota; Metazoa; Chordata; Amphibia; Anura; Pipidae. The coding region runs from base 118 to 1803 and encodes 561 amino acids.